Eutrema salsugineum is the source of this 546-nucleotide messenger RNA. RefSeq names its product thymocyte nuclear protein 1. Gene Ontology annotation, cellular component: nucleus. The record is from RefSeq and is a predicted model, not a curated record. The coding region runs from base 1 to 465 and encodes 154 amino acids. The transcript has a single exon. NCBI's taxonomy places the organism in Eukaryota, Viridiplantae, Streptophyta, Magnoliopsida, Brassicales, Brassicaceae.
AUGGGGAAAACGAAGCGAUACUGGUUACUGAAAACAGAGCCAAGCGAGUGGUCAUGGUCAGACCAAGAAGCGAACGGCGGCAUCAGCAAAUGGGACGGCGUCAAGAACAAACAAGCCCAGAAGAAUCUCAAGUCCAUGACUUUAGGCGACCUCUGUUUCUUCUACCACUCUGGGACAAAAUCGAGAUGCGUUGUGGGCGUUGUGGAAGUGACGCGUGAAUGGUACUCCGAUGAUGAUGAUAACGGAGAAGGAGCGGUGGAUGUUAAAGCUGUCGGAGAGAUGCGGAGAUUUGUUGAUUUAAAAGAGAUGAAAGGAGAGGAAGGGAUUAAGGGUUUUGUUUUGUUUAGACAGCCGAGGUUGUCUGUUGUUCCGGUGGAGGAGGAUGCUUGGACACGGAUUUGUAAAUUGGGAGAUGGGUUUUGUGGAGAUGGUAAGGAAGAUUGUGAAAGUAGCGAUGACUCUUGAAUUAUGUUGCUUUGGUUGGUUUUGAGAUUGAUUUUGAAUUGGAUCUAUUUUUCUUUGUAUAUGCGAUAGAUUUUAAGUUAA